Durio zibethinus is the source of this 369-nucleotide messenger RNA. Its product is annotated as Beta-1,3-N-Acetylglucosaminyltransferase family protein. The record is from RefSeq and is a predicted model, not a curated record. Gene Ontology annotation, biological process: cell fate determination. NCBI's taxonomy places the organism in Eukaryota, Viridiplantae, Streptophyta, Magnoliopsida, Malvales, Malvaceae.
AUGGCUUCUGCCACCAAGUCUUUUGUAAGAAUUCUUCUUCUGAGUCUCGUUAGCCAAGGAAUUUGUCUUUGCACCUUGAACGACAUCAUUGUUGGGACCGUCAGAACUGGAAAAGAGAUACAAGGUAAGCCUGAAUGGAAGGUGACAGUUACCAACAACUGCAAAUGCACUCAACACGAACUAAAGCUAGCUUGCAAGGGAUUCCAGUCCGUCGAAACUGUGGAUCCAAACAUCCUUGAGAAGCAAGGUGACAAUUGCCUUGUCAUCAAAGGCAACGCUUUAAAAGGUUUCACUUCAGUUAGUUUCGCCUAUGCUAGGGAUCCUCCUUUUCUAUUGUGGCCUUCUGGGUCCAUUAUUGAGGCCUGUUAG